UCUGGUUAUAAAUAGAUAAUCAUCGACCGGUGAAAUACAUAAAAGUUUAAUAACAAUAGUAGAAGAAAGAAAAAAAAGAAUGAUGAAACUCAUUGUUGUCCUUACUGUAUUCAGUUUGUUGUUCGCUACUCAGUUUUCCAAUGCCGAUGAAAUAGAGAGUACAUCUGAAGCCCCGGCUAUACAUAUGAAAGGAGGACCAGGUUCACUUACACCAGAUGAAUGUCCGAAAGCAUGCGAUUUCCGAUGCUCAGCAACAUCUCACCAGAAGCAAUGCCUAUUCUUUUGUAACUAUUGUUGUAAUAAGUGUUUGUGUGUGCCAUCGGGAACUUAUGGACAUAAAGAAGAAUGUCCUUGUUAUAAUAACUUGAAAACCAAGGACGGUGGACCAAAAUGUCCAUAAUAUCACAAAUAAAACUGGAAAAAUGUUAAAUGCUUUUUCUUUAAAAUAUCUAUGUAUUUGACCAUUUUUGUAAUAUCAAAAAAAAUAUGAAGUCUUAA
Brassica rapa (field mustard) is the source of this 498-nucleotide messenger RNA. RefSeq names its product gibberellin-regulated protein 12. Lineage: Eukaryota; Viridiplantae; Streptophyta; Magnoliopsida; Brassicales; Brassicaceae. The record is from RefSeq and is a predicted model, not a curated record.